Molecule: messenger RNA, 2145 nt
Organism: Cuscuta europaea
Lineage: Eukaryota; Viridiplantae; Streptophyta; Magnoliopsida; Solanales; Convolvulaceae
Source: the annotation of a GenBank genome assembly
GAGGGGUAUGAACAGGUUUAAGAGCUUGAAGAUGGAACUUCAAACUUAGCUAAGAUGGAACUUGGAACUUAGCUAAUAGGUGAGACACAUAUUUAUAUCUUCUCAGACAUGAAUAAACCUUUAGAAGACUACAACUUGUACACCCAAGACGAACAAGACACCUCACAUAUAUCAUCAAGGCCACCGCCUGUUGCGACCGGAGCAUCGUCCCUCAUCUGCUUCAAGCGAAGAAAUGAGCAGCAGGUCCUUCCCACUCGCUCUGUUUAUUCCGCUCCCUUCUAGAAGCCGUGACAAAUAUCAGCGCCCGCCGGAAAAUUUCCGCUAUGGCAUACGAAAACCGUCUCCUAAAGUUUGCUGUAACCGUGUGGGCAACAAUUUCGGAAGCUCCAAAACCGAACAGGAACAUCUCAAGCUCUCUGUUCUUCGUUUCACCCUCGGAAUACCUGGACUGGAUGAAUCGUUCUUACCGAGAUAUAUAGGGUACGCAUUUGGUUCGUUGUUACUGUGGAAUCACUUUACAGACUCGGAUUCAUCCACUAUUACCGCAGCCCAGAUGAGAACAGAAGUUCUAGGUCUUUUUCUUGCUGCCUUUUCUGUUGUAAUCCCCUACAUUGGGAGAUUUCUGAAGGGUGCUGCUCUACGCGAUGAAAGGAAUCUUCUAGAAGACGCGGACCAAAUGUUUGUCAUCUCGCAAAAUGUUCCCGAUGCUUUGAUGGAGGAUUUGGCUUGGGGAACAUAUGCUUUGCUGCGAAAUACAAACACUAUAUCUGUGCUUAUCACAACACAAGAUGCACUGUGUGUGCGUGGCUACUGGAAAACUCCACGGGAUAUGUCAAAAGCUGAUAUAUGUAAUUGGUUUGAAAAACAAAUUCUGCAGCUUGGUUAUUUAAAGUUGGAGGAUACACUAUAUUUCACUGAAGCUACAGUUCUUCCUCCACAUUUGUCUGUUCUUCAUCUUCAACAUGUUCCACCAAGCGGCUCUUUCCCCUAGAGUUGGAAGCUUUAUGCAGUUGUUCAGAGGUUGUUUUGGUAGAAGAUGAAGGCAACAUAAGAUGCUACUCAGAAGAAGCAAAGAAGAGUAGUGCAGAAGACACUACUCAGAAGAGUCAAAGAAGAUGAGUGAUAGUGUCCGGGUCCCUAACAAUGAGUGCAACAGAGGUUGUUCUUGUAGAAGAUGAAGCAGCAAAAGGCACUACUUGAAAAAGCAAAAAGGAGUGCAGCAGAUGUUGUUCUUGUAGAAGAUGACGCAUCAGAGGUUCUUGAAGAAGAUGAACUAUAGAAUCAGAAUCAUCAGAUACUUGUAAUUGUAUCAGGUGUGAAUUGCAACAGUAGUGAAGAGAAGAAAUAAUUUCAAAAGGUGGAGCGGAUUUUAAGGGUUUUAUGUAUAUAGAAGGGUUUUAUGCUGGUUACUAUUUAUUUUAAAAAACUUUACGUUACCCUUGAUGCUUCUGAAAACAAAACUUGCACUAGUAAAAGCCUAACUGUAGUGUCUGCCACACCCGCUACAACGCCUGCUAUAGCCACCAUUACUCCUGCAAGAGACAAACACAAUGCUACAGGUGGUCUUGUGGUGCCCAACGACUCCUACGCUCCGCUAUGCCGCUAUAGCAUGCUAUUCACUUCACUGAGUCUGUAUAUUUUUUGAAGACUAAAUUGUCACUUCUCAAGCUAGAAUCAACUAAAAAGAAUGUCUGGUUCCAGAUUCUCCAAUUCAGGAGCUGCUUCCCAAGGGGACUCAAUCUCUUCUAGUACAGCCGCUUCCAUGUUCUUAUUCAAGUUACAAGGGCACUGCAAAGAAUGAUGGGUUCGUCCUGGUAGCUUCUGGUAACAGUUUUGCUUAUGAUAGUCAAGACAGAGGAUGGAUUAAAGCAGUCGCGAGCAAAUUUAAAAGUAAGUCCACUUGUACAGAUGUGUAAUGUUAAACGUAUCUUAUAGAGCACCAAAUACUUAGUUUUUUUUAAACAGAUUCUCUCUGUCUACCUCUUGUGUAUUUUCUGUACCCUUAUUUUUUGCUGCAUAUAUGCAAUAUGCGUGUUGAGUUUAUGUUGUCCAUGGAUAUCUAAUUUUUAGAUCUGUAUCUCUGUUGGGUUAUUAGUUGAGAAAAUAACAGCCCGACAAUUUUUAUGCUCAUGCUAUGCUUCAUAA